Messenger RNA from Physella acuta, 7155 nucleotides. Its product is annotated as chromodomain-helicase-DNA-binding protein 1. Gene Ontology annotation, cellular component: nucleus; chromatin. The record is from RefSeq and is a predicted model, not a curated record. NCBI's taxonomy places the organism in Eukaryota, Metazoa, Mollusca, Gastropoda, Physidae. Gene Ontology annotation, molecular function: ATP-dependent chromatin remodeler activity; histone binding; ATP hydrolysis activity. Gene Ontology annotation, biological process: nucleosome organization.
AGCCUCACACCAAUGGCGGCCAUGUUUGUUGUGCUUUCCUUGCGUCGCUUACAGUAAAAUGAAAGUGUUUCAAAUUACAAGACAAAUUGAGAAAUCAUAGCUUUUUAUGGAUGUAGGGUUAUCUUCGUUACCUGAUCUGACUACCCCCUUAUUUGGGCCAAGUGGUAGUAAAACUAGUGACAAUUUAGAGACGGAUCAUCAAAACCUUUCUCUAGGCAAUGGACAUGCAGACUCCAUGUCUGAAUCAAGUGACUCCAGUUCUCAUUCUGACUCAGAUGCUGAAAAUGAAGAUGUAAAAAAUAAAAACAAUUCCUCUUCUGAGGAGGAAACUGAAUUACCAAAACAAAUUCAGUUAACAGACGAUGAUGAAGACGAUGAAUAUGAUAAGAAAUCGGAAAACUCUGGUUCUGAUGACAAUGUUGAGUCUGAAAAAAAUGAUACAAACUCAGAAUCUGGUGAAGAGAAAAAGGAUACUAAUUCUGAAGCUGAUUCUUCUUAUGAUGAAGAUGAUGAAAACAGGAAGGACAAAAAGACCAAGGAUAAAAAGAAUAUCAAGAGAUCCCUCUUUGACACUGAUUCCCAAGACACAGGGGAUAAUGAAACAUUACGCAGCGGUAGUGGGCGCAGAGUGACAGCAAUACGAGAGUUAAAAGAUGAAUGGGAUCAAAAGCCUGAUCUCUAUGGAAUUAGAAGAUCUGGGCGUUCUAGAAGAGAAGUGGUUCGCUAUAAUGUUGGGAAUAGUGAUAGUGAAGGGGAUAAAAAGAAAAGGAGGAGAAGGAGAGAAUCAGAGGAUUGGAAGAGUCAUGAAGAUGAUGAUAAUGAUGAUGAGAGCGAGGAUGGCAGUAGCGGAAGUGAUAAUUUUAAGCCUGCAAAGAAUUCUAAGAGGACACGAGCACCCCCUCGAUCAUCUAGAAAGCGUGCAACACGGGUAGCACCCAGAAUAAAAGCCAGGAGUAAAAACCUAUCAUCUUCAGAAUCUUCAGAUGAUAGUGACUCUUACAGCAGACCAGUACCACAAAGGAAAAGUGCUCAGAAAGUUAGGAGCAAGUAUCAUAACCGUCCAAUCAGGCACAAAGCUUGUAAAAAGAAAGUUAGCUAUAAGGAAGACACAGACGAAGCUACAGAUUCAGACGAUAUUAUUGAAGCAACCACUCCAUUAGCAGAUAUUGAAGAAGAAAACAGAGAAACAAUUGAAAAAGUGCUAGAAGUUCGGCUUGGAAGGAAAGGAGCAACUGGGCACAAGACAACUUUAUAUAAUGUCAGGGAAAACAGUGACCCUAACCUAACACCUUUAAAAGAAGGAGAAAAAGAAGAAAAGGAAACACAGUAUCUUAUUAAGUGGAAGGGCUGGUCCCAUAUCCAUAAUACAUGGGAGACAGAAGCCUCACUUAGAGAGCAAAAAGUUAAUGGAAUAAAAAAAUUGGAAAACUUUAUGAAAAGGGAAGCAGAGAUAAGAGAAUGGAAAGAAAAUGCGACUCCAGAAGAUGUUGAAUACUAUGAUUGCCAACAAGAGAUGAUGCAAGACCUUAUAGAAUCACAUAAAAUAGUAGAGCGAAUUAUUUGUCAUCGUAAAGAAAAUAAUGGAUCUGCUGAAUAUAUGUGCAAGUGGCAAGGGUUACCAUAUGCAGAGUGUACAUGGGAAGAUGGAGAGCUGGCAUCUAAACUCUUUCAGAAUCACAUUGAUAAAUAUUUAGCAAGAAACAAGUCUCAGUGUAUCCCUACCAAAUUAACUCGUGUACUAAAAGUGCGGCCAAAGUUUGCCCCUUUAAAAAGCCAACCAUCUUAUUUAGGUGGUGUUGAAAACUUGGUUUUAAGGGACUACCAGCUAGAUGGUCUGAACUGGUUAAUACACUCAUGGUGCAAGGAGCACAGUGUCAUUCUUGCUGAUGAAAUGGGUUUGGGAAAAACCAUUCAGAUUAUAAGCUUUAUUACCUAUCUUUUUAACCAACAUCACUUAUACGGUCCAUUUUUGCUUGUGGUGCCGUUAUCAACGGUUGUGGCCUGGCAAAGGGAAUUUGAAAAAUGGGCUCCAGAGAUGAAUGUCAUUGUGUAUAUUGGAGAUGUCAUAAGCAGAACUGUGAUUAGAGACCAGGAGUGGAGACACCCUGGAAAUAAAAGGUUGAAAUUUAAUGCACUAAUCACAACCUAUGAAAUUUUAUUGAAAGAUAAGGCAUUUUUAGCUGCAGAAUCAUGGGCAUUCCUUGGUGUUGAUGAAGCUCACAGAUUAAAGAAUGAUGAUUCGCUAUUAUACAGAUCUUUAGAAACAUUUGAUACAAACCACAGAAUUCUUAUUACAGGCACACCAUUACAAAAUUCACUCAAAGAAUUAUGGUCACUCCUGCAUUUCAUAAUGCCUAAUGUUUUUGAUAAUUGGCCUGAUUUUGAGGACAAACAUUCACAUGAAGAAGGUAGAGGUUUUUUGUCCUUGCACAAGCAGCUGGAACCAUAUCUUUUGCGAAGAGUGAAGAAAGAUGUAGAAAAAUCACUACCUGCAAAAACUGAGAGAAUUUUGCGUGUUGAGUUAUCAUCGUUACAAAAGACCUAUUACAGGGCAAUUUUAAAGCGAGAGUUUCGCACGCUGAUGAAGGGAUUGCGUGGAAAUGUAUCAUCAUUUGCUAACAUAAUGAUGGAAUUGAAAAAAUGUGCCAAUCAUGCUCAUUUGGUAGUGCCAUUAGAAGAAGAGCCAGCCUAUAAAGAUAAACUACAGAUUCUCCUGCGAGGUAGUGGGAAACUAUUGUUGCUAGAUAAAUUGCUGGUGAGGUUAAAAGAAACAGGACACAGAGUUUUGAUAUUUUCUCAAAUGGUCAGAAUGCUUGAUAUAGUAGCUGAAUAUCUACAGUGCAGACAUUUUCAGUAUCAAAGACUUGAUGGCACGAUCAGGGGAGAUUUAAGAAAGCAAGCAUUAGAUCAUUUUAAUGCUGAAGGAUCUCAGGACUUUUGCUUUUUAUUAUCAACUCGUGCAGGUGGUCUUGGUGUAAACUUGGCCACUGCAGAUACUGUAAUAAUUUUUGACAGUGACUGGAACCCUCAAAAUGAUCUGCAAGCUCAGGCUAGAGCUCAUCGUAUUGGUCAAACAAGACAAGUCAGUGUCUACCGGUUGGUUACCAGUUCUACUGUUGAAGAAAAAAUUGUGGAAAGUGCCAAAAAGAAAAUGGUGCUUGAUCACUUAGUGAUUCAGAGGAUGGACACUACUGGCAGAACUGUUUUAGACAGAGGCUCAGCACCUUCCAGUGCUGUUCCAUUUAGCAAAGAAGAGUUGUGUGCUAUUUUAAAAUUUGGAGCAGAAGAGUUGUUUAAAGAAAAAGAUCAUGAAGAUGAGGAAGAGCAACAGGUAGAUAUUGACGACAUAUUAAAUCGUGCUGAGGAGCAUGAAACAGAAAGUAAUACAGUUGGAGAUGAACUUUUGUCUCAGUUCAAAGUUGCAAGUUUUGGUAAUUUAGAAGAAGAAACUGAGACUUCUCGGGCCAGUUUUGGUGAAGAAGGAAAAGAUUGGGAUGAAAUUAUCCCAGAAGAUGUAAGGCUGAAAAUGGAAGAAGAAGAAAGACAACAGAAGAUGUUAGACUUAGAACUUGGACCUAGAAAUAGAAAGACUAUAAAACAGCUUCAAGUUGACUAUGAUUCAGAUAAAGACAAUAAGAAAAAAAGAAAAAAAAAAGGUCAGUCAGAAAGUGAAGCCAGUGAAGAGGAAGAAGAGGAAGAUGAUGAAGAUCAGCCUCGUAAAAGAGGAAGACCUAGAGGUGGCACAAAAGAUGGUGUUAGAGGAUUCUCUAAUGCUGAAAUAAGACGUUUUGUGAAAAGCAUAAAAAAGUUUGCCGCUCCUUUGAAAAGGCUAGACGCUAUAGCAGAGGAUGCAGAGCUCCAGGAAAAAAGUGAAGCUGAUUUGCGACGAUUAGCAGAAUAUUUAAGACGUGCUUGUGAAGAUGCGACAAAGGAACACAACCAAAAGCUUCAAGAAAAUCCAAAUCCAGAAGUAGGUAAGAAAACUCACAAAGGACCCUCUUUUAAGAUAGCAAGUGUGAGUAUUAAUGCACAGUCUCUUUUGAAAGCUGAAGAGGAUCUCAAGCCACUUUCAGAUGCUGUACCAGAGGAUAAAGAACAACGAAAAAAGUGGAGACUUGAUCAGCCUGUUAAAAAAGUUCAUUGGGAUUGUUUCUGGAACAUAGAUGAUGAUAGUUCACUACUUAAAGGAAUUUACGAGUAUGGUUUGGGCAGCUGGGAAGCUAUUAAAAUGGAUGAGAAUUUAGGCUUAUCCGAUAGGAUUCUGCCUGAUGGAGAAUUAAAACCUCAAGCCAAGCACCUGCAAACUAGAGUAGAUUACUUGCUCAAGCUUUUGAGGAAAGAUGCUGUUACUCCACCCAAUAAGUCAACUAAAGCAAGAAAAAGAAACCCAAAAUCGAAAGCUGAAAUCAUUGAAAGAGAUGACUCUAGCAGUUCUGAUGAAAAUAAAGAAAAGAAACCUUCAGGAACAGACAUAACAGCGAAGAAAAAACAUUCAAUUGACAAAGAUGUAAAAAAAGAAGUUUUAUCAGAUAUAAGUGAUAUUGAACUGGAUUCGGAAGAUGAUGCAAAACCAAAAAAGAAUAAAGGCAGGCCUUCAAAAAAAUCUUUAAAAGAUGGAAAAAUUGAGAAAAAAGACAAACCUGUUAAAGGAAAAGGAAAACAUAAAAAAAAGCAAUCUGGCCCCAUGCAUUUUACGGCUUCAUCUGAGCCAAAGGAAAUAGCAGAUGAAGCAGAAGAAGAAGAACGUCAAAAAAUGGAACCAAAAGUUUUUGAUGAGUGCAAAGAAAAGAUGCGUCCGCUGAAGAAAGUAUUGAAACAAUUAAGUGAACCUGAUGAAAGUUUAAGUGAAAAAGAUCAAGUUGCAUUUAUUCGGAGUAUCUUGCUUAAGAUUGGAGAUCAUAUCAAUGUUUGUAUUGAAGAAUAUUCGGAUCCUGAGAAAAUAAAGUUUUGGCGAGACAAUUUGUGGUUAUUUGUGUCAAAUUUCACAACGUUAAAUCACAAUAAACUACGUAAAUUAUACAAAGGAGCUUGUAAAAAGAGAGAAAGUGAAAAGCAUGAUAAAAAAGAGGAUAAUGACUCAAAACAGAGAAAUAACCAUUUAAAAAGAAGCCAGGAAAAGUUUGACAAAGAAGCAACAACAAAGAAACCAAACUUGGGACACAGAAAUGAUCGUCAUCACACCAUACAGCAUCCACAUCAUCAUAAAGAAAGCCAUGUAAAUAGUCAUCAUAAUAAAACUCAGCAACCAAGGCCUGCAGUGGUUCACCCUUCAACCACAUAUCGCCCUGGAACAGCUAAAGAUGGAACAGAGCAAGGUGGGGCUAGUCCAAGCAAUUCUUGGACUUUAGCCAGCCCACUUUCUCGCACAGAAGAUGCCACCAGAAAUAGAUUUGAUAGUGCAUACAACCGCCAUCCCCACCCCAAUCCCUACUCUCACCAUGAGUCUCACCGCAGUGAUAGAACAGAUUCUAAAGAUUCUUACUACAGGUUUAACAGUGACCGUCAAGGGCCAGGUAAUCAACAUUACCACCGUGAUUUUAGAGGGAGAAGUGAACAUAGAACAGGAUAUCGCCCAGACCCACAUAGAGGUGACCAUCAUCGCCCUGAGUAUGGCAACCACUAUAGGGACCAGAGUAGUGGGCAGCAGCAACAUUACAAUAGAGAAAGAAGUGGAGAGGAAUGGGGAACAAACAGUCAUCAUACUUAUGCUGGAGAACGUAAACGUCGUGGUGAGAGACCAGGAGAGGAUUACCAUGACUGGGAGAGGAGAUCUCACAAAGAUCCAAGAUUAGAAAUGAAAUCACGCUAUCCUCAACCCCCUCCACCUGGGGAUUCCCCAUCCAACUUUCCUCAUCACUGACCUUAGUUGUGCCACCCAGACAGAAAGGACAAUGCUGCCUGUUUAUUCUAAAGUUGCCCAGAAUCUUCAGCAUCGUAUCAUUAUGUAUCUAAAAAGCCAGUUUGCCCCAUUAAAUGAAAUUGUUAGAUAAAUGAGCUUUGUGUAAAGCACCAUGAGACGUGUUUACAGAAUCUCAUUUGGAUACAAAAAUUGAGUGAAUCCCAUCACAUGUAACACUUGUGUUAUAGAUGCAUGUUGCUAGCUUGAUUUGUUUUAACUGUUGGAGUGUAUAAAAACAAUGGUAAGCUUUGGUAAAAUUGUUGAUUGUUCAAAUCGAGCUCAUCUAUUUUUUGUGUGAAAGAAUUCUGUUAAUGAUUUUUGUUUAUGGAUACUUGAUGUUGAAAUUUUUAAACUAAUGAUCACCUUUUGUAUUGAUUUUGUUUAAGUAACAUUUUUAUUUCUACCUGUAAGCUACUGCAUAAGUGGUAUUACAAGUCAAAAAUAUUUUAGAAGUUUUCUUCACAUAGGUUGAAGGUAUUAUUUUAAGUAUAGUGUUGUCCAGUUAUUUAUAUUAAUGGAAACCUGACAUUCCUUUAUGAUUGGUGGUUGUACACUUUUUAAUGUCCUUUCCGUCUAGGUGGCAUUGGUGGCUUAAGCUCUGUGAAAAAGUGUAAGACCAGAUAUUGUGCUGAAUGUACUUGUAGAUUUGUUAUUCCAAGGAUUGAAACUAGAUUUAUUGGCUCAUUUGUUUCAUUCUUUUCAUUUUCAUGUGUUCAUUUUUGUUUCCAAUCUUCCAUUGCUUUUGUAAAGAUUUAAAUUUGCCUCAGGAAGGUCAAAUCCUUGUGUUUGGGGUAAGUGAGAUGAAAGUCUUUAGGCAGCUUACAUAGAGUUCCUUUGAUCUAAACAUUGGGAGUGUAUUUUAUCAUCUUAAUGAAUAACCUACCCUCUAUGAAUUGAAUCAAAAUGCUGAUUCAUUUGUUCCUUUAAUAGUGACUGAUUGUACAAAUGAAUAAUACAUUUUAAGAGUUCUUUUUGUAUGGAGUCCAUUGUGAUUGUUCAUCACCCUCACAUUGGCAUUGUACAUACAAGCAAGCAAAUCUGUCAAGGUUUUCCAAGUGUAGACACCUAAUUGUCAGCUGAGAAAUAUACAGGGGGGGGGGUGGUGAUUUCAAGGAUGUUCUGUUCAUUUAUAUUUCUAGAUUUUUAGAUCUGUAUAAUGAUUGCCUUGUGUGUGUACCUUUAGUCUUUGUUUUUUUGUUUUCAUGUACAUAAUGUAAAUAAUAAAAAGAAAUGAUGAAAAUAUAUCUUUACAAGUG